AGGUUCAAUCCUAGCUUAUACUAAGCAUUACCCUUAAUCAUAUUAGGGAAGGACAGGUGAAAAUAUGGGAUCAGAACACACUCAAAAGCUUCCACUAAUUGACUUCAAUAACCUCAACUUUGAAGCCAAAAAUCCCAAUUGGGAGUUAGUGAAGUCCCAAGUCUAUAAGGCAUUAGUAGAGUAUGGUUGCUUUGAAGCAAUUUUUGAUAAAGUUCCUUUAGACCUUCGCAAAGCCAUAUUUACUUCAAUAGAAGAGCUCUUUGAUCUCCCUUUAGAGACUAAGCUACUCAAUGUGUCUAAUAAGCCUUAUGAUGGCUAUAUUGGUCAAUAUCCUGUAGUUCCACUUUAUGAGAGCAUGGCCAUUGAGGAUGCAAAUAUCUUAGAGAAAGUAAAAAGCAUGACCAAUAUCUUGUGGCCUGAUGGAAACAAAAAUUUUAGUGAAACCAUACAUUCCUUCUCUGAGGAGCUAAUUGAGUUGGAUCAGAUUAUUAGGAAGAUGAUUUUGGAAAGUUUAGGUGUUGAAAAGUACUUGGAAGAACACAUGAACUCAACCAAUUACCGACUCAGGGCUAUGAAGUACAAAGGCCCUCAAACAAGUGAUACAAAAGUAGGUCUCACCCCACACACUGACAAGAACUUUGUGACCAUAUUGUACCAAAAUCAAGUGGAAGGUUUAGAGAUGAUGACCAAAGAUGGACAAUGGAUAAGCUACAAGCCUUCUUCAGGAAGUUUUGUAGUUGUGCUUGGUGAUUCUAUUCAUGCAUGGUCAAACGGGAGGUUGCAUUCGCCAUUUCACAGGGUGAUGAUGAGUGGGAAUGAGGCAAGAUAUUCAGCAGGGUUGUUCUCUACCCCCAAAGGAGGGUACAUUAUAAAAGCUCCGGAGGAGCUGGUGGACGAGGAGCACCCUUUGCUCUUUAAGCCUUUUGAUCAAGCUGAGUUCCUCAAGUAUUAUCACUCUCGAGAAGGCGCGAGGGAUCGGUUUGCUAUCCGCACUUAUUGUGGUGUUUGAGCUAUUCACACUUACUGCUCAAAUUACACAGGUGUUACGCUUGGAUAGUGUUACAUUGCUCAAUAACGUUUUAGUAGAUACGUAUUUUACAAGUGUUCCUCAAGUAUUACUACUCUCAUGAUGCCAUAAAUAUAUAUGGUGUGUGUUCAAGUGUUCUCUAGACAAUUUACCUUGAACUUGAUAAAAGUUUGUUAUAUGUUGUUUGUAUUGACUUUGUAAGAAGUAUUGGUGUUGUGUGAUCAAAUAUAAAACUACUAUGCUUUGUGUUCUUGUCUUGUCUUGAUUAAAAGACAAAUAUUUUUGUAUGUAAGCACUUAUGCAAAGUUGAAGAGAAUAUCAAAUUAAAUUUGAACAA
Medicago truncatula (barrel medic) is the source of this 1364-nucleotide messenger RNA. RefSeq names its product probable 2-oxoglutarate-dependent dioxygenase AOP1. Lineage: Eukaryota; Viridiplantae; Streptophyta; Magnoliopsida; Fabales; Fabaceae. The transcript is spliced from 3 exons. The record is from RefSeq and is a predicted model, not a curated record. Bases 65 to 1009 code for a protein of 314 amino acids.